CCGCCGCGCCGAAAACAUCCUUCGCUUUCAAGGAACCACAAGUAAAAGUGGUCAAGUAACAGUUUCCCAGUGCGUGGUGCGAACUUUCCGCGGACCAAAACCGAACGUGAAAAGCAAAGCCAAACAAAACAAAGAGGAUUAAGCCCGAGGCGAGCUGCAGGAAUAACUGUAACAUUGUUUGCCAGCGCCUUUUAUAAGGUGUUUGACUGUCACACGCCGCCGGAAAGUCGAGAAAAUCGUUUGUGUGUCGGCAUGCGUGCCAGUUGGCAUUUGCAUAAAUAGCCCAUCUAACUCGAGUCCUUUUUUUGCGCGGUGUGAAUGAAAGAUUGCCAAACAUUCCGAGACCUCAAAGAGAAAGUUUCGCGUCAGCAUUUAAAUUGCCCUGCAACAAUGGCAGGUUCAAGCGUUUUGCGGCCAAUCCUGUUGGCCGUGGUGGUACUCCAGAUUUCCGUGGUUUCAAUUAGUGGAGCGGCCAGUGGUGGGGUCAUCCUAAGCGAUGUGAACAACAUGUUGCGCGACGCCAGGACCAGCACUUCCGAGAAGCCCAUGCAGUCAAAGUCGGAAACGGAGGCACCGGAGUCCAGUGUGGAAUUGCUCCGCUUCGUGGAGGACGACGAGGAUGGCGAGGAUGUUAGCUCAAUGGAAUCCCAAUCGAACGGCAGGACCAUGGAGUCCAUUAAAAUGGGCGACCAGGUGCGCCUGCUAACAAAACAGCUCAGCGCCCUGAUGCUGCGGCGCCGCGAGGAUUACGAGAUGCUGGAGCACAAUCUGCGCAAAUCCCUGCGGCUCACCACCAAUGCGGCCAGCGUGGAUGCCGACAUGCGCAGCGAACUGAACCAACUUAGGGAGGAGGUAAACCAGUUGCGUUCCUCGCAAAGCGGCAACAAGGAGCGUUUGACCGUCGAGUGGCUGCAGCAGACGAUCUCCGAGAUCCGCAAACAGCUGGUGGAUCUGCAAAGGACCGCCGGCAACGUGGCUAAGGAUGUGCAGCAGCGCAGCUCCACCUUCGAGGACCUGGCCACCAUUCGCAGUGACUACCAGCAGCUCAAGCUCGAGCUGGCCGCCCAGCGCGAACGCCAGCAGCAGACGGAGGUCUAUGUCCAGGAGCUUCGCGAGGAAAUGCUCCAGCAGGAGCAGGACUUCCAGCACUCCCUCGUCAAGCUGCAGAAAAGGACUCGCAAGGACGGCGGCUCGGCCAGCGUUGAGGAGGAGAGCGGCAGCCAGGAAGCCAACCAGGAGCCAAUUGGACUAGAACACACCGCCGAUCAUAAGCGCCGGCACUGUCGUUUCCAGAGCGAUCAGAUCCACCAGUUGCAAAUGGCCCAGCGGAACCUGCGCCGCCAGGUGAACGGAUUGAGGUUCCAUCACAUCGAUGAGCGGGUGCGCAGCAUCGAGGUGGAGCAGCACCGCAUUGCCAACGCCAACUUCAACCUGAGCAGCCAGAUCGCCUCGCUGGACAAGUUGCACACCUCAAUGCUGGAGCUCCUCGAAGAUGUGCAGGGACUUCAGACCAAGAUGGACAAGAGCAUCCCAGAGCUGCGGCACGAGAUCUCCAAGCUGGAGUUCGCCAAUGCCCAGAUCACCUCCGAGCAAAGUCUGAUCCGGGAGGAGGGCACCAAUGCGGCUCGAUCCUUGCAAGCCAUGGCUGUGAGCGUGAGUGUCCUGCAGGAGGAGCGCGAAGGAAUGCGAAAGCUGUCCGCCAACGUGGAUCAACUGAGGACAAACGUGGAUCGCCUGCAGUCACUGGUCAACGAUGAGUUGAAAAAUAAGCUCUCCCACCUGAACAAGCCCCACAAGCGACCGCAUCACCAGAACCUGCAACAGCAAUCGCCGCAGGAGGACACCGCCAGCGACUCCGUCCUGGCCGAGACAUUGGUCAGCGAACUGGAGAACGUGGAGACGCAGUACGAGGCAAUUAUCAACAGGCUGCCGCACGACUGCAGCGAGGUGCACACCCAGACGGAUGGACUGCAUUUGAUUGCGCCCGCUGGCCAACGGCAUCCGCUGAUGACGCACUGCACCGCCGACGGCUGGACGACAGUGCAGCGCCGCUUCGAUGGCAGUGCCGACUUCAACCGCUCGUGGGCGGACUACUCGCAGGGAUUCGGCACUCCGGGCGGUGAAUUCUGGAUUGGCAACGAGCAGCUGCAUCAUCUGACACUGGACAACUGCAGUCGGCUGCAGGUGCAAAUGCAGGACAUCUAUGACAACGUUUGGGUGGCCGAAUACAAGCGAUUCUACAUCUCCUCGCGGGACGAUGGCUAUCGGCUGCACAUUUCGGAGUAUUCCGGCAAUGCCUCCGAUGCACUGAACUAUCAACAGGGAAUGCAAUUCUCGGCCAUCGAUGACGAUCGGGACAUCUCACAGACGCACUGUGCUGCUAACUAUGAGGGUGGCUGGUGGUUCUCUCAUUGCCAGCACGCCAAUCUCAAUGGGCGCUACAAUCUGGGCCUGACUUGGUUCGAUGCCGCUCGCAAUGAAUGGAUAGCGGUCAAGUCAAGCCGGAUGCUGGUCAAGCGCCUGCCCGCCGUCGAGUGUCAGGCGAGUGGCGUUUCCGUUUCUGUUUCCGUUUCCGGUUCGGCUGCUGCUGAUGUUGCGCCGUUGAGCAGUGCAACAGCAACAACAACAGCAACAGCAACAACAACGCCAGCAGCAGCAGCGCCGGCGGCGAAAGCCAACAACAGUGUGGUCCAGUUCGUGGCCGCCGGGCAGGCGUAAGUGAGCUGUUCCCGCUUUAACCAACGGGGAAAUACCGCUACAGUGAACCACCAUAGCCAUGCCUACUAUAGUUGGGAGUCCACUGUUUGUCUGUGGGAAGUGGAUCUAAAAGAUCUUGGAUCUUAGAUCGUAGAUCUUAUAUAAGUGUAAAAAGAAAAGUCAACAACCGCCCCAAUCCCCACAACCAUUGUAAAUACUCAGCAGAUCAGACCUAAGUUAUAUAGCGUUAAUCUUUCGAAUGGAGCUUACUCUGGCCUUAGAGUACACUAGGCGUAUGCGUAAUUUAGUUGGCAAACACCAGGCCCGUUCUACCCGUAUAAAUAUUCAAUUCUUUGGUCUUUCAAGAAGAUCUCAUAGAGGCUUAAGUUUCGCGGUAGCUCAGACUAAAGCGAGAGCAACAGAGACAGACAGAGAGAGAGAGCAUAUCACAUAAGAAAAUGCAGAGUUAAUGUCUAGACAUAAUCGCCCCCCUCCUCCUUAAAAACUAAAACUAAAUUAGUUGUAACGUGUAAGACGCCUAAUAUCGCUUAGGCUCAUCUCAGACAAAUAAUAAAUAUACAGACAGACGCGUGGGGAGAAGAGAACUUUCUAGCCUAAGGUCACCAUAUCAGUCAUACUAGUUAUAGCGUUGGUAAAUGUACUUGUAAUUGUUGUACCAUACGAUAGUGUCUACGCAUUCGUUUAACUGCUUACUAAAUGUCUGCUUCAGUCCAAAACGAAAACCCAAUCCCCGAUAGAAAACGCCCCCCAAAACCGAUGGAGUCGCAUGCCAAAGAGAUCAAGUCAGAAAUAGAUACAGAUAAUAUGCAAGUUUUUACAAAACAAGAAACUGAAAACUAUUUUCUGCAGUUUUGCAUAUACCAAAAAUAAACAAACAAACAAAUGAAGUGAGCGAAGGGCAAAAACCAUAAGAGCUAAAUAAAUGCAUUUAGCAAGUAAGUUACGAACUAUAUUAUGUAUACAUUAAUUUUAUGUCCUGUAAGUUAAGCAACUAAAAAAAAAGGAAAAGGAAAACCAGAAAGCUUGGCCCUUAGACCGGCGUAUUUUACAAUAAAUGGAUUGAUGUGAAAUGAAAAA
Drosophila rhopaloa is the source of this 3795-nucleotide messenger RNA. RefSeq names its product protein scabrous (gene sca). NCBI's taxonomy places the organism in Eukaryota, Metazoa, Arthropoda, Insecta, Diptera, Drosophilidae. The record is from RefSeq and is a predicted model, not a curated record. The coding region runs from base 319 to 2718 and encodes 799 amino acids. The transcript is spliced from 4 exons.